UAUAUUUUUGUUAACAAUAAAGUACAGUUCACUUAAUUUCGCUUUUCAUUGAUAAUUUAUUAGGAAAAUUGUUAAUUUUCGUUGCGUGUGUGCUCGAAAUAUUCGAACAAAAGUUAAGAAGUUGUAAAAAUAAGUAAAACUGGGUGCGGAUCUCUUCUUUGCUUAAUUCUUUUUUUUUUCGUUUAUUGCUGGAUUUGGUUGGUGUGCUCGGGCUCGCCGUUUGCCGUUUUGUUCGAAAAAAAAAACUCAAUCCACGACAACGACAAACAAUUAAGAAGAAAAAUCAAAAGAUAUAAAACUUGCAGCAACAACAAAAACAACUGGGACGAGAAGGAAUAUAAUAUAGCUCUCAGGCAAUACCACCAACAACAGCAACAACAAAACCGAAGCUGAAGGAGGAAAAACUUGGUUUUCUGAGUUGGACUAAUUCUUUUUUUCUUCACUUCUUCAUCCAUAGUACACAAAAAACCUUGAUUGCUCCUAACUAAAAGAAUAAAUAAUAAUUGCUUCCCAAAAUGGUGAUAGGUGAUACAGAUGGUGCUGCGGUACCGGAAGGCGUCAAUACAUUGGCGCAUCCCUCCGGCAUUCCGCAAGACAAAAUUGACAAUAUAAUGAGUGGCAUAAGUAAUACAGGUGCUGUUAAAAUGAAUAAUCACAGAAAGAAAUUGCGACAAAGAUUUGAUAUAAUUAAAAAACUUGGCCAAGGUACAUAUGGAAAAGUUCAGUUGGGUAUUAAUAAAGAAACUGGACAAGAAGUUGCAAUUAAGACAAUAAAAAAAUGUAAAAUAGAAGCCGAAGCUGAUCUUGUACGUAUUCGUAGGGAAGUUCAAAUUAUGAGCUCGGUACAGCAUCCAAAUAUUAUACACAUUUAUGAAGUUUUUGAAAACCGCGAAAAAAUGGUUCUAGUCAUGGAAUUUGCUGCAGGUGGAGAACUAUAUGAUUAUUUGUCAGAGCGUAAAGUCCUAAACGAAGAAGAAGCUCGUCGAAUAUUUCGCCAAGUAUCCACCGCUGUUUACUAUUGCCAUAAACAUAAAAUUUGUCAUCGUGAUUUAAAACUAGAAAAUAUUCUACUAGAUGAAAAUGGCAAUGCUAAGAUUGCUGAUUUUGGUUUAUCGAAUGUUUUCGAUGAACAACGACUCCUAUCAACAUUUUGUGGUUCACCAUUGUAUGCAUCGCCAGAAAUUGUCGAAGGAACACCAUAUCAAGGGCCUGAAGUGGAUUGUUGGUCUUUGGGUGUUCUAUUGUAUACACUGGUCUAUGGAUCAAUGCCAUUCGAUGGUUCAAAUUUUAAGCGACUUGUAAAGCAGAUAAGUCAAGGUGAUUACUAUGAACCAAAAAAGCCAUCUAGGGCUUCUUCUUUGAUCAGAGAAAUGUUGACAGUCUGUCCGAGGAAGCGAGCAACAAUUGAACAAAUUUGUAGUCAUUGGUGGGUCAAUGAAAAUGAUAACGUGUCAUGUUUGGAAUUAGCAGAGAAUCUAGCAAAUCAAACUCCCGUACGAUUGGAUGUCCUACUGUCACUCUCACCCCCCUCUGUGCACGCCGAACAAUUGGUUGUACCAAAUGCCGACACAAAUACCAAGGCCAAUGAAAGAGUUCCACGAAGCCAUUCGGUGGGUUCGAUAAGAGAUAUGGGAAACACAGAAGCAGAACGACGAAUCCUAGAUAUGGUUGCAGCUGGUGGAGAAGCUGCCCUUAUGCCGUCACCAACUCGCACAAUUACACCGGCGCAGAGUCCAGUUCAAGUCAAACGGAAACUUGUGACGACAGUUUCAACAGAAAGCGCCGCUGGUGCAGUCAAGAAAAAAGAACGUCCCAUGGAAGGUGUUACGGCUAAUAAUGAGGCCAUUGAGCCAGAGCCGCCCACAAAAAUGGAUGUAACUGAGAGUGUUGUUGAGACUGAAAGUAAUCAAGCACCGAUUACAGGAGGCGAGUAUUCCAUGCAAGACAUGAAGAUGGUUGAGAAUUUGUGUGAUAAGUUGAUGCGCGACACACCUCCGCAAUCUCAAUCUCAAACCCAAAUUCCACCAACUUCGUUGCCGCAGUCAGUUCCUCCAGAACAACCUCAAACAUUAGCUCGACAAAAGACAGCUGCAAAAUUAGACGCCGUGACCGAAGCUGUUGAAGAAGCUCAUCCCGAGGAAAACACCGCAACAAAAGUUAUUAAAAAAUUCGUCAACAAACACAAAACUGCCGAUCUUGUGGCAGCUCUUAAUAAAAUUUCACCCGACAAGACUCCAGAUGAUGCAAUUAAAGCACAUGCAAUAUCGCACGUUCGCAAGAGUAGCCUCCCUGACGAGUCGCUUGGUAAAUUCGUUGCUGAUCGUCGAAAAUCACGUAUUCUCGAAACUGCCGAAAAGUUUCAAAACAUGGGAGGAUCAAAUAUUGAAAAACCAAAGAAUUUCUCAAUUUCCGGUGUUAGUGUGGGCAAUUUUAAGAAGGAAUUCGAAAGGAAAGCUUCUCUCACUAACGUACCAUCAUCGGCCGAACGUCGUGCACUCGAAAAACGUUCCGAAUCGGUUACUAAAGAUCAAACAGCUGAAACCCCAAAUGCCUCGAAGAAAGAAUCAUCUAAACUACCAUCAGAGAUUGCGUCUUCUGAAGCAAAUAAGUCACAACCACUAUCCCCAAGCAAUUCGGUGGAGGAAAGUGGCUCAAAGAAUUCUAUCACAAAUUUCUCACUAGAAGAAGCAAGACGAUCAAUGGAGAACUCAAUUGCAUUACUAAAACAGGCUCAAAACGAAUCAUCCAAAGAAGUAGACCAGUUGUGUGCGAAAACGGAGAACGUUGCUGUUUCCGAUGAUCAUUUGACUGAACGUGAAAGGAAACUUAAGAAUGCCCGAGCAAUCAUUGGCAAUGCAAUACAACCAGGUAUACGCAGGCCAUCUCUGUUCGGAAUGGGUGGUGGCCGUUCGAUAUCGGGCAGUGCUGUCAUACCCGAUACACGACAAAUUCGGCUUGGUUCUGCUGGCCGAUUUGAGUUACCCAUGUCGUCAACGACGACGUACUCAGGUUUUAAAACAUCUCCCACAAUGGGUGAACCACCGCAACAACCUCAACCACCAGGCACUGUUAAAACUUCACGUGCUGAAAUUACCCUUAAAUCAGCAACACUCCCGCGACGUAAACCAACAGCAAAGACCGAAAUUCAAUUGGAUAUUAAACCAAGAAUUGUUGAACAAUCACCAAUGCGUUUUACCACCGAAAUGCAACAUCCAAUACCCGACUUACGAAGUGCACCGAUUCGUGAGGGACCAUACAGUCCAUUGUCAACAUCCAUUCAUCAAAGAGCCACAAGUUUGGAACCAACAAGAGAACAAUCCAGAGAACAUAUUAUACCGAUACAAAGACCUCCGGUUUAUACUCGAACAAGUUCCAAUACUACAACAAGAUCAGGAUCAUUGUCGAGACAGUCGACUCUCGAGUCUGAGUCUGAUAUUACUUCAGCAAAUCAGUCACAAUCAACAAUUACUGGUUCAUCACAGCCGAUUAAGAAAAGUCCUCGUGAGUUUAUUAUACCAAUUGCAGUGGAAGGUGGUGGUUAUAUAACACCCAGGGCAGGUAGCAUUGAACCAUCGGAAUCAAGCCAGACUACGACGAGUGGAUCUACAUUCAGUCGCAUCAGACCCAGACGUAUUGGGCUACUAUCAGAGGCGGACGAAGAAAACCUUCAAUUCCCUAAAAUCAGAACGGCUUCGAUUACUAGGGAUGGAGAAGAUGAGCCACGUUUUACCCUUCAUCGACUAAGAAGUUCACGCCCAGUAAAGAAACCCAGUCAAGAAAACGAUUCACAAAGCUCCGGGGAAGAAGAUGACGAUGAUGGUUUUGAAAUUCUUACAGCAGAGAAUCUAUUUUCAACUCUCUUACAACGAGUCCGAGCUUUAACAAAUCGACUGAACGUGAACAAUGACUUUACAUCUGGAUUUCCAAAUUCAAGCCGUUUACUGAGCAAUAUGCGACAAAAUCAAAGUCCAUUUUGGAAUCAAGAGCCAUUCGCAAGCCAUAGGUCCCAAUUUAAUUAUUCAUACACAAGUGAAACCGUCGAAGAAACGAAGCAUACUCGAUUAACUGGCCCAAGUAACGUCGGAGCACCAUGGCGUCAUAGUAUGUCUCGAGAUCUGGGUAACGAUAUGGAAUCAAUGUUUUCUCGAACUGGCGCAACAUUGCCUAGAGUGGGGUAACGCGUGUCCCAAAAUCGCAUGCUCAAAUAUCACAGACCCCUUCUUUAAAAAAAACUACAACACACGUCCAACAUAAAGUUAAACAAUAAAGUUUAAACAAUAUUAUGUACCACACCAAGGAUAUACUUUAUUAUAUUUGCAGUUUUUAUUGUUUUUCUUCAAUUUUUUGACUAAUUUAAAAACAAAACUACAUUGUUAAUGUAUUUAAAAAAAAUAAUAAUUUUGUAUGUUCGAAACCACACGAACAAAAUAUUAAAAAAAAAAAACAAAAAUAAAUAGUUAUUAAAAUUUCACAAUAAUACUAAAUAAAUAUUAUACUAACGGCCACUCUUUAACAUUCACCACGAGAAAAUUUUGCUUCUACUAUGAGCAGUUACAAAAUUUCUUAGCACGUGAGUUCAUUUUGUUGUUAUUAAUUUUGUUAUUUAUUAUAAUUUUUUUUUAAUUAAAUAAAGUUUACAAUUUAUAAAUAAAACAAAAAUAAACAACUAAUUUACAUUA
Messenger RNA from Eupeodes corollae, 4679 nucleotides. RefSeq names its product STE20-like serine/threonine-protein kinase (gene Nuak1). Bases 516 to 4178 code for a protein of 1220 amino acids. Gene Ontology annotation, cellular component: cytoplasm. The record is from RefSeq and is a predicted model, not a curated record. Gene Ontology annotation, molecular function: ATP binding; protein serine/threonine kinase activity; tau-protein kinase activity. Lineage: Eukaryota; Metazoa; Arthropoda; Insecta; Diptera; Syrphidae. The transcript has 16 exons. Gene Ontology annotation, biological process: protein phosphorylation; intracellular signal transduction; microtubule cytoskeleton organization.